ACAAAUGAUGUUCAUUUCGUGCGACUGAAUGACUGCUCUCGUACAACAAGUUCAGGGACUGGUCAUAACUACAACCGCAAGCUCAAGCGAGAGGGAAACAACAACGUCGUCGUCGGUCGGUCGGUCUAGCGUGUGGCCUGCCCUACCGCCUUUCUGCCUUUGCCUUUAAGACUUGUCGCUCCCUCGUCCUCACCCCUGAGGCGAAGAAGAGGAAGAGGAGGAGGAAGAGGAGGAGGUGGUGGUGCCGCCUCGGGGGUCGUAUAAACUCCACGUCGAGUUCCGAGUCACCGUUUCUCUUCUCGCGCAGCGGUGGUGCUGCAGUGCAGCAACAGCCAGAGCUUCUUCCUGAGGGAGGCCCGGCAUCGACGAUUCUGGAGGCCAAAUUCGCGAUACGGGAGGUGGCGGCUUGAAGAUAGAGGAGGUCAUUCAUUCCGGUUGAAUUUGCGUCAGACGAGUGUCGGUGUUGGCGAGAGCAAGAGAGAGUUGUACGCAAGAGGAGAGCCCGAAAUGGUGGCACCCGCAGCUGGGCCUGCUGCUCCCGUAGCAGAGCCGUCUGAACCGAAGGAGGCGAAGAGAGAUUUUACGACCGCCAUUCUGGAGCGGAAGAAAGCUCCCAACCGGUUGAUCGUCGAUGAGGCCAUCGCUGAUGAUAACUCCGUCGUGGCAUUGAACAUGGAGACCAUGGAGAAGCUACAGCUUUUCCGCGGAGACACAGUUCUCAUCAAGGGAAAGAAGAGGAAGGACACAGUCUGCAUCGUCCUGGCUGAUGAGACCUGCGAGGAGCCAAAGAUUCGAAUGAACAAGGUUGUGAGGACCAACCUACGAGUCCGACUCGGAGAUGUUGUCUCAGUUCAUCAAUGCGCUGAUGUUAAGUACGGAAAGCGAGUGCAUGUUCUGCCCAUCGAUGACACCAUUGAUGGUAUCACCGGGAAUCUCUUCGAUGUUUUUCUAAAGCCAUACUUCAUGGAGGCCUAUCGGCCAGUCCGCAAAGGCGAUUUGUUUCUUGUCCGAGGUGGAAUGAGAAGUGUGGAGUUCAAAGUGAUCGAGACAGAUCCAGCAGAGUACUGCAUUGUUGCACCAGACACGGAAAUUUUCUGCGAAGGUGAAGCGGUCAGGCGGGAGGACGAAGAGCGUCUUGACGAAGUAGGCUACGAUGAUGUUGGAGGUGUGCGUAGACAGAUGGCGCAGAUUAGGGAGCUUGUAGAGCUCCCACUGAGACAUCCACAACUUUUCAAGUCCAUUGGAGUGAAGCCACCGAAAGGUAUCUUGUUGUACGGGCCACCAGGAUCAGGAAAGACGUUAAUUGCCAGAGCGGUGGCGAAUGAGACAGGGGCCUUUUUUUUCCUCAUCAACGGUCCGGAGAUCAUGUCUAAGCUUGCGGGAGAGAGUGAGAGUAACUUGCGAAAGGCUUUCGAGGAGGCCGAGAGGAACGCUCCCUCCAUCAUUUUUAUCGAUGAAAUUGACUCCAUUGCACCCAAGAGAGAGAAGACUCAGGGUGAAGUAGAGCGGAGGAUUGUAUCUCAGCUUCUCACUCUCAUGGAUGGUUUGAAGUCCCGAGCCCACGUGAUCGUCAUGGGCGCAACUAACAGGCCGAACAGCAUUGACCCUGCUUUAAGAAGAUUUGGUCGUUUUGAUCGAGAGAUUGACAUCGGUGUGCCUGAUGAAGUCGGACGCUUGGAGGUGAUGAGGAUCCACACCAAAAACAUGAAGCUCGCUGAGGAUGUUGACUUGGAGCGAAUUGCCAAAGAUACCCAUGGGUUUGUUGGAGCCGAUCUUGCAGCACUUUGCACUGAAGGUGCACUUCAGUGCAUCCGAGAGAAAAUGGACGUUAUCGAUCUUGAAGACGAAACGAUCGACGCUGAAGUGUUGAACUCCAUGGCUGUCACAAACGAACAUUUCCAAACAGCUUUGGGAAUCAGCAAUCCCUCGGCUCUACGAGAGACGGUUGUCGAGGUGCCGAAUGUUACAUGGGAAGAUGUCGGAGGGCUGGAAAACGUCAAGAGAGAAUUGCAGGAGACCGUCCAGUACCCCGUGGAGCACCCGGAGAAGUUCGAGAAGUUCGGAAUGUCUCCCUCGAAGGGAGUCCUUUUCUAUGGUCCUCCUGGAUGUGGAAAGACCAUGCUCGCCAAGGCCAUCGCCAACGAGUGUCAAGCUAACUUUAUCAGUGUCAAGGGUCCCGAGCUUCUUACCAUGUGGUUCGGUGAGAGCGAAGCCAACGUGCGUGACGUUUUUGACAAGGCCCGCCAGUCUGCUCCUUGCGUUCUCUUUUUCGAUGAACUGGACUCCAUCGCUACCCAGCGAGGUAGCAGCGGAGGCGAUGCAGGAGGUGCUGCCGACAGGGUGUUGAAUCAGCUUUUGACGGAAAUGGACGGCAUGAACGCCAAGAAGACCGUCUUCAUUAUUGGUGCUACAAACAGGCCCGACAUUAUCGAUUCCGCCUUGCUGCGACCCGGUCGUUUGGAUCAGCUCAUCUACAUUCCCCUACCUGAUGAGGCCUCUAGAUUAAGAAUUUUCCAAGCAUGCCUCAGAAAGUCUCCAAUCUCUAAGGAAGUUGAUCUAGAAGCUCUUGCCAGAUAUACACAAGGAUUCAGUGGAGCUGAUAUCACGGAAAUCUGUCAACGUGCUUGCAAGUACGCCAUCCGAGAGAACAUUGAACAGGAUAUUGAGCGUGAGAAGAAACGAGCCGAAAACCCCGAAGCAAUGGAGGAAGAUGAAGAGGAAGAGGUAGCCCAAAUCACUGCUGCUCAUUUUGAGGAGUCGAUGAAGUUUGCACGGAGGAGUGUCAGUGAUGCAGACAUCCGAAAGUACCAGGCUUUUGCCCAAACACUGCAGCAGUCUCGGGGAUUCGGAUCCGAAUUCCGCUUCCCAGACAGACCGGCCGUUCCAGCCACAGCCGUGGGUACUGAAGGUGCUGCAUUCACUUCAGCUGCUGCGGCCGAUGAUGACGAUCUGUACAAUUAGAGCAAGUUUUUUCUAGGACAGAUAAGAUUCAAUCGACCCAAAAGUUAUAUAGUUCUAGUCACUAGCCUCAUUGCAGCAAGCAAGAUUUGUACAAUUGACACAUACAAACGCACGGGGUUGCAGCAGAUGCUGCACCCUUGACCUCUAGUCUUUCCGAGCCGAAGAUGUGCAUGUUCUUUGGGCAUUCAAUCAUGGGUUUGGAUCGUAGUGGUCAAAUCACAUACAACUCUUUCUGCUAUUCAAUGGCAUCAUCACAUCUCGAUAAUUGCAGACUCUCGGCUACGUCCAAAUGUCUACUCUAUGGGCACUUAUCCUUUCAUCCAUCUGUCGGCUCGUCUGUGAUGACAAUUUUGUAAAGCAUUUUCAACAUGG
Molecule: messenger RNA, 3333 nt
Organism: Marchantia polymorpha subsp. ruderalis
Lineage: Eukaryota; Viridiplantae; Streptophyta; Marchantiopsida; Marchantiales; Marchantiaceae
Source: the annotation of a GenBank genome assembly